AUGGAAGGGUCGAAUACUGCCAUCCCAGGCACCGUCACCUUGGUGGAUGUCAACCACGAUAUUGCUGCUCGUCAUCUUGAGCAUGGCGACACCGAUAUUAUUCUAGUCCCCACACCCUCUUCGGAUCCCAAUGACCCUCUGAACUGGUCCCCGCGCCGGAAACUUUUAGCUACAGUUUGUGUGAGCUUAUAUACUUUCUUUGUCGGCCUGGCCGGGUCGAUGUUAUACGCGGUGCUGGUUCCGCUGUCUGAAGAACGCGGAAUAUCAAUCGCAACGCUAAACCAGGGUACUGGCUACAUGUUUCUUCUUGCUGGCUGGGGUCUACUGUUCUGGCAACCUUUUGCCCAUCAGUAUGGGAAACGCUUGACAUACCUUAUAUCAGUCCUGGGGGGGAUCGCAGUGACGAUGUGGGGACCAUAUUGUUCGACUAACGCCCAGUGGAUUGGCCGCUGCAUCCUGCUCGGUUUUUUUGCAGCACCUACCGAAGCUCUCCCAGAGAUCUCCAUCACUGACCUGUAUUUUACCCACCAACGAGGAACAUACAUGAGCCUGUACGCCCUCGCUGUCUCUGGAAGUAACUAUUUCGCGCCGGUCAUCAGUGGGUUCAUUGCCCAAUACCAGAGCUGGCAAUGGGUGUUCUAUUACCCAAGCAUCUUCAUGGCGGUUAUGUUCGUCUUCCUGUUUUUCUUCUUGGAGGAAACGAACUACGACAGAAAAUUGAAUAGUAUAGCCGACAGCAGCGACCAAAACACUUUAGAUCCUGCUGCGUCCGAGAAGGAAGCCGGCCAGAAUAACACCAAUACAUCUAUCGAAAGCGUGGAGGCUCGCGAUGUCACCACGCCCACGUUCCUGUACAAAAAGAAGCCGUACUGGAGGAAACUGUCGCUAUUGAACGUGAGCAAGGGUCAAAACGUAAUCUUGCUCCGGCUGUGGCAAUCGCUCUACUUGUUGAGCUGGCCGAUUAUUCUUUACUGCGGUGUCCUCAACGGGACCGCAUCAAUUAUCCUGGGGUCCCCUCCUUACAACUUCAAGUCCUCAUGGGUUGGUCUGAGCUACUUGUCUAGUUGUCUGGGAGUGGUGGCAGCUGUCUUCAUCGUUGGCCCCUUCAGCGAUUGGCUCAAUCUCAAACUUGCUCGACGCAAUCAUGGCGUUCUGGAAGCCGAGUAUCGAUUGUGGCCCUUUACAAUCUGCCUGUUCCUGGUGCCGGGAGGCCUGCUCUUGUGGGGCGUUGGUGCGGCGCACCAUGUCCAUUGGUUCGGCCUCAUAGUAGCCGAGUUUAUUAUGGCGUUCUGUGUUGUAUGUGGAGUGACGCUGAGUAUCAACUACAUGAUAGACAGCUACCGUGAGCUCAGUGGCAUUGCCAUUUGCGGUGUCAUUUUUGUUCGGAACACCAUGGUGUUCGCUAUGGGUUAUGGGAUUACUCCAUGGGUCACGGAUCUGGGGUAUCAGAACUGCUUCAUUUCCGCCGCCUUUGUUGGCAUGGCUUGUGCAUCGUUGUAUCUGGUCAUGAUCAAGUUCGGCAAGAGGUGCCGGAUUCGCUCGCGAGAGAGAUAUUGGAAACUGCUGGCCAAGAAUAAAGAGCAAGGAGUGCAGCCGACGGAGCAUUAA
This is a messenger RNA of Penicillium riverlandense, 1608 nucleotides long. RefSeq names its product MFS transporter. Lineage: Eukaryota; Fungi; Ascomycota; Eurotiomycetes; Eurotiales; Aspergillaceae. The coding region runs from base 1 to 1608 and encodes 535 amino acids. Gene Ontology annotation, biological process: transmembrane transport. The record is from RefSeq and is a predicted model, not a curated record. The transcript has 9 exons. Gene Ontology annotation, molecular function: transmembrane transporter activity.